AUGAGCGCAUCAAGUUGGAGACCUGGCAAGCGAGUCGCUAUCGUUGGCGGAGGCCCUGGAGGAAUAUCUACUGGCCUCGCCUUUCUCAAGCGUGGAUAUGACGUCCGCAUAUUUGAGCGUCAACCCGAAUGCCAGGCGAUCGGAGGCGCUGUGCUGCUCUCUACCCCAGUAUUGGCGGUGUUGCGCUCUUACGGAAUGAGUCUAGAGAAUGUGGGCUCUUACACAGUAACUCAUUUCGCGAACAAAUUCGGGGCCGUUCGCGCUAAGCUACCCUUCAAUCAGGAGGUGGAAAAACGGAUGGGCAUCAAAGGCUGGCAUUAUGGUGUUCUUCGAUCCUCGGUGUAUAAGAGAAUGUUAGAACUCGUUCCCGAAGGUGUCAUAUAUGCGGAUCACGAAUUUGAAAGUUAUACCGAGCUGGAUGAUGGGGUGAAGGUCAAUUUCAAGAAUAAAAAGGAGAUCGUAGCAGAUAUUCUUAUUGGUGCAGAUGGGAUUCGCUCAGGGGUUUCUCGUCAGGCAUUUGGCGACCCUAAGCUCUUUCAUACUGGUAUCCGUCUCUGGCUCGCCUGGUGCGAUCACAUUCCCAACGUACCAGAACAUCAAGGAGUCAUCUCACACAACUGGCAAUACCAAGUGAGCUAUUUUCCUAUGCUUCAUGACGGCAAACCUGGCUUCGAGUGGUGGGUGGUGGAGCCAUCGUGGGAGGGGAAACCGGUUCCGGAGAACCCCAGGUCGCAUAUCGCCGAGAUUGUGAAAGAUUGGGCACAGCCAAUGCCUCGAUUUCUAGAAGUCACCGAUUUUGACAGUCAGGUCUAUCGCUGGGAGAUAUAUAAUAGACCCUCACUCAAGCAGUGGUCUACUGGAAGGAUUGUGUGCAUUGGCGAUGCCGUGCACCCAGUCUCGCCAUAUGCUGCGUACGGUAUGGGUAUGGCAAUAGAAGACGGCUAUUUUCUCGCUAGAUCUCUGGAAGGGGUGGAUUUGCGUGAUAUAAAAGCCAUCAGUGCUGGUUUUGAGCUCUAUGAGAAGCAAAGAAUCGGCUAUGUGAAUCAUAACAUGGAAUUCGCACGGUUCCUAGGAACAAUGUUUCACAAAUUGCCCUGGCCCAUAGCAAAGCUACGAGAUUUGUUGUUUGACUAUACUCCUGCAUUAAGCAGAUUUCUGCAAACUGGAUACCUCGAGAAGGCCGAGACUGAGACUAUGAAUUUGAAGGAGCUGCAGGUCGCAUAA
Molecule: messenger RNA, 1224 nt
Organism: Talaromyces amestolkiae
Lineage: Eukaryota; Fungi; Ascomycota; Eurotiomycetes; Eurotiales; Trichocomaceae
Exons: 1
Coding region: 1-1224 (407 amino acids)
Molecular function (GO): monooxygenase activity; FAD binding
Source: RefSeq, a predicted model, not a curated record